This is a messenger RNA of Talpa occidentalis (Iberian mole), 4843 nucleotides long. It is a transcript of the gene ZNF382, whose product is annotated as zinc finger protein 382. The record is from RefSeq and is a predicted model, not a curated record. Lineage: Eukaryota; Metazoa; Chordata; Mammalia; Eulipotyphla; Talpidae. The transcript has 4 exons. The coding region runs from base 1630 to 3282 and encodes 550 amino acids. Gene Ontology annotation, biological process: regulation of DNA-templated transcription.
AGGGGAAAGGGAAAGUGGGGUGUGUGAUGGGAUUGUGCAGUCUGCCGCCCGGGGUGCAGAACUUCCCGGGGCCGUGGGAGGUGGGUUUCCGAAGUAAGUUAGAUUAAAUGUAACUGCAUGUGUUUGUCGCCUAUUAUGAUGUGGGAUGAUUUUGUGACUGGGAAGCGCUGUAUGACCACGUCUGCUUGGGUGUGGAAGAUCUGAUGAUCUGGACAGUGGCUGCUAAGCCUGCCGCCAAAGCUGUAACUCACUAGCAGUUUAGCAAAUAAAAUAGAGGUAUAAAUAUUGGAAAGGAAGAGGUAAGGUUUUCAUAAUUCCCACGUGGUAAGAAGAUUCAUUACAGGACAACACCAUAAACCAAAACCAAGCAUUGAGAGAAAUAGUGUUCCCAGGUAGUAUGCAGGAAUAAUGUUUGGGUAAACAUGACCUAGGCAUAACUAGUGUUUUCUACACUGCUGUAUGAUUGAAAUUUCCUGUUCCUGGAUAACAACACCGGCAAGGUCAGCACCUUCUUCAGGCAUUCUAAGAUAAUAAAAGUGUUUGGAACACUUUUAAUCACUAGGCCAGCCUCACUUUCACAGUUAAAUAGUUAUUUUGUUCAUAUAUUCAUUGGAGCAGUCAAUGGCUACAAGUGAAAGAAAUUACAAAAAAAGAAAAAAUAUUAUCCUGUCUGCCUAGAAGUCUACAGAGUGGAAAUAUCUUUUUUUCUAUUUGCAUAUAGGGACUACUAAAAAGUGUCACUCAAUAAUUAAUACUUACCUAUUAAUUAAUUUCAGUAAUUAGCUUUAUUAAGUAAUGUGAUACAGGUAAGUCAGUAAAAAGAUGAAGUAAUGAAAUUAAAAAGAAAGUCCAGAUAUUCUUAAGCAUCUAGGAACAUGUUAUAUAGAGAUAGCAUUUCAUAUCAAUGGAGGAUAUCCUCAUAUCAAUGUGAGGAUUACAUUUCCAUAAAUAUGUAGUAUUGCUAAAAACAAAAACAUACGGGGAAAAAAAAACUUCACAAGCAAAACAUGAACAACUUUACUACAUUAAAAAAAAAAAAAGGAAGACAACAUUAACCAAUUAGGAAAUAAAAAUUCAAAAAAGAGGAGAUGCCUUCCCAGAAAAGAAACAAAAAUUACUUCAAAUUUACUAAAAGGAGCUUAUUCUCAUAAUAAGCAAAGUGUUCAUCAGAACUACAAUACAAUCUGAUAGCAGAGCUUAAAAAGUUACUGUUGACUGCAUAUGCCAGGUGUGGGAGGUAUUCUGCGCAUUGAUAACAGGAUAAACUGCUAGGAAGUGACAGUCUGGAAAAAUGCAAUAGGCCUGUCCUCCAUGGGAGAUGGAAGGCACAAUGUGCCUCCUCUGCACGCUGCUACGGAUUUCCCAGAAUCCAUCCUACUUCACUAACAGACUUGGUUUGUGCAGCUGAUGAGGGAGCAGUUUGUCUGUUUUAUCACCAAUUUGCAUUCAGUGGGGUACACAGUGGGCAAGCGUUGAAAGUGGUAACUCAUGCAGACUUAACUGAGCUAUUCUAGGAGAUCUCAAACUGGAUUCACAUGGCACCUUUCCCUCUCUGCCCUCUCAGGAUUUUUUCCUUUUUCAAAAGAAGAGCUCUAAACAGGAAGUUCACCUCUUGCAGAUCUCAAAGCCAUGCCUCAGGGAGCAGUGUCAUUCAAGGAUGUGACUGUGGACUUCACCCAAGAGGAGUGGCAGCACCUGGACCCUGCUCAGAAGGCCCUCUACAGGGACGUCAUGUUAGAAAACUAUUGCCACCUCAUCUCUGUGGGGUUUCAUAUGGCUAAACCUGAUAUGAUCCGCAAGUUGGAACAGGGAGAAGAACUGUGGACACCAGAGAGAAUAUUUCCAAGUCAGCUCUACCUAGAAGAAGAUGGAGACACUGAAGAUGUUUUAGUGAAAUUCAAAGAAUACCAAGACAGGCAUUCGGGAUCAGUUGUAUUCAUUAACCACAAAAGACUAAGUAAGGAGAGAAGUAAUAUUUUGGGGAAAGCAUUAGCCAUAGGCAACAACCAUAUUAUAUCAAAAGCAACACUAUGUGAGUAUAAACCUGAUGGAAAGGUUUUAAAAAAUAUUUCAGAAUUAGUCAUUAGAAAUAUCAGUCCCGUAAGAGAGAAGUUUGGUGAGUGUAAUGGAUGGGAGAAAUCACUCCUCAAUACCAAGCAUGAGAAAAUUCAGCCUGCAGGAAAUCUCUGUAAACAAACAGAAAGGAGUCACAACGGGGAAGAAAUUAACCAGCAUCAGAAAUUUCAAGCUCCAGAACAAUCAUUUGAACAUAUUGACUGUGGAAAAUCCUUCCUGAUGAAGGGAAUGUUAUUUACACACACAAGAGCACUUAGAGGAGAAAGACCUUUUGAAUGCAAUAAAGAUGGAAUAGCUUUCAUAGAAAAGUCAAAUCUAAGUGUUCAUCCACAAAACCUUAUGGAAAAGAAGCCCCAUGCUUACAACAAAUAUGAAAAGUUCCUCUGCAGGAAGUCCAUGUUUAUUAUGCAACAGCCAUCUCCAACAGAAGAGAAACCUUUUCAGUGUCCUUACUGUGGGAAUAGCUUUAGGAGGAAGUCGUAUCUUGUUGAACAUCAGCGAAUUCACACAGGCGAGAAACCUUAUGUCUGCAGUCAAUGUGGGAAGGCUUUCCGUCAAAAGACAGCACUUACUCUUCAUGAGAAAACUCAUAUAGAGGGGAAACCCUACAUUUGUCUGGAUUGUGGAAAGUCCUUCCGCCAAAAGGCAACCCUCACUAGACAUCACAAAACACAUACCGGGGAGAAAGCCUAUGAAUGUGCUCAGUGUGGAAGUGCUUUUAGAAAGAAGUCAUACCUCAUUGAUCAUCAGAGAACUCACACGGGGGAGAAACCGUAUCAAUGUAAUGAAUGUGGGAAGGCAUUUAUUCAGAAGACAACCCUCACAGUACAUCAGAGAACUCACACAGGAGAGAAACCUUACAUUUGUAAUGAAUGUGGGAAAUCCUUCUGCCAAAAGACAACCCUCACUCUCCAUCAAAGAAUUCAUACAGGAGAAAAGCCCUAUAUUUGUAACGAAUGUGGGAAGUCCUUCCGCCAGAAGGCAAUCCUCACAGUCCAUCAGAGAAUACAUACAGGAGAGAAAUCCAAUGGAUGCCCUCAGUGUGGGAAAGCCUUCAGUAGGAAGUCAAAUCUCAUUCGUCAUCAGAAAACUCACACUGGAGAGAAACCCUAUGAAUGUAAAGAAUGUGGGAAGUUCUUCAGCUGUAAGUCAAAUGUCAUUGUCCAUCAGAAAACUCACAAGGUAGAAACCAUGAUAAUUCAGUAAAGGAUGUGACUUUUUUGGUAAAAACUUUUCAAGUCAUGGUAAACCCUGUAUAUGAUAUUGAUUAUAAGUGUAACAGUAGUCAGCAGCUUCAAGUAUGAUAUCACAUAUUUACCCACUGUUUGCUAGCCUAUAAAACACACACGGGGAAUUACUAGACAAACGACAUGACAAAAGUCAUUGGAAAAACAAGCCUAGAUUACAAUUAUUAAAGUCAACAGACGUCAACUUCCUAUGUCAGGUUGUUACACACAUGUAAAAGUGCUUAUUUUCAAUUUCAGUACAUACUUGUAAACCCAUAAUAAACAGCUUGCUGGCAUGGUCCAAGGGCCACACUGUGAGCAGAAGUGCUUUAAAACAAAAAGGAGGUGUGAAUUAUAUUUCUCGUUACAAAUAUAGAAUACAAAUUAGUUGCUCCCUCCUCAAAGUUAACCACAGCUUUGAAUUCUAACAUUAUGAAUUAGUUUUUGCAUAUUAUAAAUCUUCAUAUAAAUUGGAUUAUAUAUCAAGUAUUCUUUCCUAUAUGGCUUGUUUCAUUAAUCAUGUCUAAAGCUCAUCAUUAGUGCAUGUGGCAGAAGUUCAUGUAUUUCAGUCUGUAUAGAAUUCUAUUAUAUCACAAUUUAUCCAGUCUACUUUUGAUGGACCUGUUCAUUGUUUACAGCUUUGGGUCAGAAUAAAUAAUGCUCCUAUGACCACAUUUGUCUUCUGGUAUCAUAUGCUCACCGCCUUUGUGUCUAUAUUAAGGAGUAGAAUUGCUGGAUCCUGGAUAUAUGUAUGCUCAGUCAGCUUUGGUAAAACGCAGAACAGUCACAGCAUAGAAUAAUUCACCCUGAAGGGAAACAACCCAACAUCAUCAAUACUGUGAUGACUCAACCAGAAAUUUCAUGCAAGAGGGAAAUUCUGUAAAUUAUGUUGAGGAAAAUGGGUGUGCAAAUAUCUGGCUACAACCCAAAUCUUAAUCGUUAAUGCCAGACUUUUAUUUCAAAUAAAAAAGGGAGAGUAUCAAGCCCUUCCUUGUUCAAUAUAUUAGAGAAUUCUAACAAGAGAAAUACACUGUGAGUACAAUGAUGGGGAUAACCUUUAUUCAUGGCCUAUAUUAUAGCAGAGUGAUGAAUAUGGAAAAGCAUAUAGACAUAGCUCAAAUCUUAUGCAACACCAGAGAAUUCAUAUUGGCUAAGAACUCUUUAUAUGAAAGGAUUGUAAAAUUAACUAGGCAUGGGCCUCCCUGGUGUCAGAGGAGUUAAACACAGUGCUAUCAAGGUAUAGCCAGCCACUGCAGCCUGAGUUCUAUCCCCAGCUGGCCAGGGAGCAACCUCUCCUGCCACGCCCACUGCUCCCCUCAGCAGUGUAUUUCAGUAAAUCUGCCUGUUCUGCUCCCCACUCUGUCUCUAGUAAUCCUCUUACACCCCCACACCUCUGGCCUACACCCCAGCUCUUGUAUACAUAAAUAAAUAAAAUAAUCUUUAAAAAAUAAAGGUAUGAAUGUUUGGAUUCCAGAGUCAAUGAGCAAAAGUGUGGUUAUUGCGAGAUGACUGGACAUGAAUAAAAACUGGCCCUGAGAUAA